This is a messenger RNA of Psammomys obesus (fat sand rat), 2732 nucleotides long. RefSeq names its product taste 1 receptor member 1 (gene Tas1r1). Gene Ontology annotation, molecular function: G protein-coupled receptor activity. Gene Ontology annotation, biological process: G protein-coupled receptor signaling pathway; sensory perception of umami taste. Gene Ontology annotation, cellular component: membrane. The record is from RefSeq and is a predicted model, not a curated record. Lineage: Eukaryota; Metazoa; Chordata; Mammalia; Rodentia; Muridae. Bases 1 to 2526 code for a protein of 841 amino acids. The transcript has 6 exons.
AUGUUUUUCUGGGUAGUUCACCUGGUCAGCCUUCAGCUCCCUGUUGCUUAUUGCUGGACUCCCAGCUGCUACAGGACAGAGUCCUCUCCAGGCUUCAGCCUCCCAGGGGAUUUCCUCCUUGGGGGCCUGUUCUCUCUCCAUGCUGACUGUCUGCAGGUGAGGCACAGACCCCAGGUGACAAGGUGUGACAGACCUGACAGCUUCAAUGGCCAUGGCUACCACCUCUUCCAGGCCAUGAGGUUCGGCAUUGAGGAGAUAAACAACUCCACAGCCCUGCUUCCCAACAUCACCCUGGGGUACGAACUGUAUGAUGUGUGCUCAGAGUCUGCCAACGUGUACGCCACCCUGAGGGUGCUCGCCCUACAGGAGACUAGGCACAUCGAGAUGCAGAGAGAUCUUCACAACUAUUCCUCCACGGUGGUGGCACUCAUUGGGCCUGACAACACUGACCACGCUAUCACUACUGCUGCCCUGCUGGGCCCCUUUCUGAUACCCCUGAUCAGCUAUGAGGCCAGCAGUGUGAUACUCGGUGAAAAGCGGCAGUACCCAUCUUUUCUCCGUACCAUCCCCAGCGAUAAGCACCAGGUGGAGGUCAUGGUGAGGCUACUGCAGAGUUUCGGGUGGGUCUGGAUCUCACUCAUCGGCAGCUAUGGUGAUUACGGGCAGCUGGGGGUAAGGGCUCUGGAGGAGCUGGCCACAUCUCAGGGCAUCUGCAUUGCCUUCAAGGACAUCGUCCCUUUCUCGGCCCGGGUGGGGGAGCCCAGAAUGCAGCGCAUGAUGGACCACUUGGCCCAAGCCAGGACCACUGUGGUUGUGGUUUUCUCUAACCGGCACCUGGCUAGAGUGUUCUUCCGCUCUGUGGUGCUGGCCCACCUGACUGGCAAGGUGUGGAUUGCCUCAGAGGACUGGGCCAUCUCCACAUACAUCAGCAAGAUGCCUGGGAUCCGAGGCAUUGGGACAGUGCUGGGCGUGUCCAUUCAGCAGAGACAAGUCCCUGGCCUGAGAGAGUUUGAAGAGUCUUACGUCAGGGCAGUAACGGGUGCUCCCAGGGCCUGUCCAGAGGGGUCCUGGUGCAGCAGUAACCAGCUGUGUCGGGAGUGCCAUGCCUUCACUGCGCAUAGCAUGCCCACACUCGGGGGCUUCUCCAUGAGUGCUGCCUACAACGUGUACCAGGCUGUGUACGCUGUGGCCCACGGCCUCCACCAGCUCCUGGGAUGCACCUCGAAGGUCUGCUCCAGAGGCCCAGUUUACCCAUGGCAGCUUCUUCAGCAGAUCUACAAGGUGAAUUUUCUUCUCCACAAGGAUACUGUGGCAUUCGAUGAUAAUGGGGACCCUCUAGGUUAUUAUAACAUCAUUGUCUGGGACUGGAGUGGACCUGAAUGGACCUUUGAGGUCAUCGGCUCUGCCUCAUUGUCUCCAGUUCAUCUGGACAUAAAUAAGACGAAAAUCCAGUGGCACAGGAAGGACAAUCAGGUGCCGACGUCCGUGUGCACUGGGGACUGUCGGGAGGGUCACCACAGGGUGGUUGUGGGCUCGCACCACUGCUGCUUCGAGUGCAUGCCUUGCGAAGCUGGGACCUUUCUCAACAAGAGCGAUCUUCACAGCUGCCAGCCUUGUGGAAAAGAAGAAUGGGCACCGCAGGGAAGCACAGGCUGCUCCUCACGUGCUGUUGAGUUCCUGGCUUGGCAUGACCCCAUCUCUUUGGUGCUAUUAACAGCUAACACACUCUUACUGCUGCUGCUGGUUGGGACUGCUGGCCUGUUUGCCUGCCAUCUUCACACACCGGUGGUAAGGUCAGCCGGGGGCAGGCUGUGCUUCCUCAUGCUGGGUUCACUGGCUGCAGGGAGUUGCAGCUUGUAUGGCUUUUUCGGGGAGCCCACGGUGCCCACAUGCUUGCUGCGUCAGCCACUCUUUUCUCUCGGGUUUGCCAUUUUCCUCUCCUGCCUGACAAUCCGCUCCUUCCAACUGGUUGUGAUCUUCAAGUUUUCUACCAGGAUACCCACAUUCUACCACACCUGGGCCCAAAACCACGGUGCUGGUCUAUUUGUCAUUGUUAGCUCCGGGGUCCAUCUGCUCAUCUGUCUCACAUGGCUUGCAGUGUGGACCCCACUACCCAGCAGGGAAUACCAGCGCUUCCCCCAUCUGGUGAUUCUUGAGUGCACAGAGGUCAACUCCGUGGGCUUCCUGUUGGCUUUCACCCACAAUACCCUCCUCUCCAUCAGCACCUUUGCCUGCAGCUACCUGGGUAAGGAACUGCCAGAGAACUAUAACGAAGCCAAAUGUGUCACCUUCAGCCUGCUUCUCAACUUCGUAUCCUGGAUCGCCUUCUUCACUAUGUCCAGUAUUUACCAGGGCAGCUACCUGCCCGCGGCCAAUGUGCUGGCGGGGCUGACCACUCUGAGUGGCGGCUUCAGCGGUUACUUCCUCCCCAAGUGCUAUGUGAUUCUCUGCCGUCCAGAACUCAACAAUACGGAACACUUUCAGGCCUCCAUCCAGGAAUACACGAGGCGCAGCGGCUCUACCUGAUCCAUGGGGACUGUUGGGGCAGGGCAGGACCAGAAGCCUCUCCUGUCUUGAAGGUGGCAGGUCCAGCGGGGCUGAGAGCCUGAGGUGUCUGGGAGAGUUCACCCACGGCUUGCGUUGUAUAAGCACACAGAAGAAUCCAGUGCAAUAAAGCCGUAAUGUGUGUGUGUAGUGUCUGUGUAGCUUCUUGGCUGCUCUUCCGGUCUGGG